This is a messenger RNA of Aspergillus pseudotamarii, 2336 nucleotides long. RefSeq names its product tetratricopeptide repeat protein. Lineage: Eukaryota; Fungi; Ascomycota; Eurotiomycetes; Eurotiales; Aspergillaceae. The coding region runs from base 306 to 1610 and encodes 434 amino acids. The record is from RefSeq and is a predicted model, not a curated record. Gene Ontology annotation, molecular function: protein binding. The transcript is spliced from 6 exons.
AGCAUGACAGACACUGGCUAACUUAAAAAUAUCAUCAAUUGUCCUUGCACAAGGUUCAUCUCUUGACACUGCCCCAACCCCGGCGCUUCUGCCUCCCUACCAUUCCACCAUAAGGCUGAGGUUAUUUUUUGCCCGUGUUUGGCAUGAUAUUUCAACGUCCACUGUUCCCCGGUUUUCUUCCUGCCUGUCAUCUUCUCUCCACAUUUAUCAAUUCCUCAAAUUAAACGCUGCAAACAAUUCGGGUACUAGUUACCGAGGUCCGCUCCCCAGUUCUCUUGAGUGAUAAAUCAGCACGCGCAACAAAAAUGCCUUUGCGAGAGAUACUUCACAAGAAGGACAGAAUCAACGACACCGGUGACCAAUAUGCGGCUGGUGUCCCUUCCUCGUUUCUGAGCCCGGUGCCUCAAAUUAUUCGAUCCGAUACCACCUCCCAAGAAGUCGUCACCCCACCCCUCUAUGACGGCGAUGAUGUCUACCACCAUCAGAACACACAUCUCGAGGUGUCGCCGCCUAGCUCUUCGUCGCGCCGUCGGUCACUGAAUCCAUUCAGUCGUUCGAGAGCGCCAUCUGAGUCCCUAGGAUCUCCGCCGUCUCAACCGCGCGAAAGAAGGCUGUCGCAAUUGCUCCAUCGUGAUCGGGGUAGCUCGCGGAAUUCUAUCGCUACCUCAACCAAUAUCCCGUCAGACCUUCCGCAGAUAAAUAAUGUGAAAGGCGAUGAGCAGGAGAGAGAAGCUCAAUGGGAGAAACGAGCAACGGUCUUAGUGCAGCGCAAUCCGAACCUUGGAUCUCCGUUAUCACCUACUUCGCCGGGCUUUGGAAGAAAUAGUAUAGAUUCGCGGUCAAGGAGCUCUAGUCGAAGUGGUUUGAGUGACCCUCAAGGAGAUGUGAACAUCCAAGAAGCGAUUCGGCUCCAUGAAGCUGGAGAACUGGAGAAGUCAACGGAGAUGUUUCGUCGGUUGGCAGAUCCCAACGGCGCAAACAAUGCACUGAGUCAAGUACUAUAUGGCCUCGCACUAAGGCAUGGAUGGGGAUGCCCCAAAUCGGAAGAACAGGCGGUGACCUAUCUCUCGGCUGCGGCAUCUAAUUCGGCAUUGAUUGAGUCCCAGGCUCUCCAAGCAGGCAUCAAAAAGGGCGGUGCAGCUAAGGGAGAAUUGGUCCUUGCUAUUUUUGAGUUGGGUAACUGCUUCCGCAACGGCUGGGGAGUCAAGAAAGACCCUGCGGCUGCGCGACAGUACUUCGAAACGGCCGCGAAUCUAGGUGACACUGACGCCAUGAAUGAGGUCGCGUGGUGUUACCUAGAGGGUUUUGGCGGGAAAAAAGAUAAGUUCGCGGCUGCUAAAUAUUACCGAUUGGCCGAACAGAAAGGAAGUAAAUUAGUUGGGAAUUCUUGCUGCGCCAUGCAAACCGCUCUCACGCCUACAACCAACCACAAUGCCCACCCCUACCUACCUACGGAUUGUCCGAAUUUUAGGCUGACAUGCUCGCUACUCGCAUUACAGGAUAUGGAAAGAGAAGUACGAUCCCAAGUGAGCCGAAUGCUCCCGGUACCUUACAGCCUCGUUCCACCAAGAAACCCCGUCUAUGGGCCCGUCUCUUUGCUCAUCAGAUGACUCUCGACUACAUAACCGGAGAUAGAGUUAUCGCUCAGCUACCGAGGUCAGCCAGCCAAACGUCUUCACUCAUAGGACGAGGGGGGAGAUCAUCGCCCUGAUGAUUGGGGUAGCCUAUAGGGGAGCACGCUGCACACCUACCUUUCACUUCAUUGCUAUUCACGAUCCAUCCUGUGUACCACAAAUGGAACGUGCUAAUAUGAUCUAACCUUUAACCAAGUGACUUGGAACGAAUGUUGAUGACCCAAUGCCAGCCUCAUUUUGAUGGCAACCCAAUCUAUACCAUCGGUACUUUUGCUUAGUGUGUAUUUCUCAUUUUUUUUUUAUUUCACUUUAUUUGGUUUGUCAUUUUUGAUUCCCUCUUUUAAUUAGUUGAUGUAAUAUUGACCACGGUACUUUGCUAUAUUUGUCAAUCUACUGUUGCUUCUCUCGCAUUUGGAUGCCUUGUGUCCUUACCGCGUCCAUUAGUUGUAUGACCUGUUGCUGGUGGGCUUAUGACUAAGUGACAGUUUGAGUAUGCAUUUUGAGUUCUUGCUCUGAGGGAUACUUCACGCUUUUCUAUUUGAGACUAUGAAUAGAUGCUAGGAAUUCGGUGUGAAACUAUCCAUCUAUAUAUAUCCGUGCUGUACAUGAUCUCUAGAAAGUAAAAAGUAAUGUGUAUAGGUUGAAAUUCAAAAGACUCAUAGUGAUCGGAUUAAAGGUAGGUGAGGUUCAUGUAUGGCUACA